GAUUUUCAUAGAAAAAGCUGUCAAUGUAAAAGCUGCAGUCCUUCAAUAAAUUUAUUUAUUAUUCCUUUUUAACUUAAAAAAUAUUAAAAAAAAAACUCAAUCCAAUCCAAAAUGAGUAUUCGCAGUCUGAAAGCAUUUAAUGUUCAACUAUGCAGGCAUGCAUAUGUAUUGGCUAGUAAGCAAGUGCGAAUCCUAUCCUAUCCUAUGUUAAUGCCGGCACAAGAUUCCCAAAAACGUGAAGCUCACAACAAUUUGUUUCAAAUGGUAAAAAAGCGGACAAUUGAAGCUAGAACCAAAACUCAAACAAAUAAUUUCCCUAAUAAUAAACCAGUUUUCAAAAAUGAAUCGUCUGGCUCUAAUUUGGCUUCUUCAGAAUCUAAUCCCAGCUGCACCAUAUCCAAAUCCUUGAGUACAUCCACUAAAGUGUCUCCCUUCUUAAAGCCAGAUUCCUCAAAAAAACUAGAUGAACCUAGAAAAAGUGGAUACGCAAGCAAACCGUCUUACAAUGCGGAAAUUCUGAAAGCCCCAAAUUGUUUAGGAGUAACGAAGAGCGGUCUGGCUGCGAAAGCUGGGGGUGACUCUGAUUAUUGUAGAAGACCUCUUCCACAGGACAGAUCACCAGAAAGACCUAUGGUUCCUAUUGGUCAGGGUGGUUACAGUGGUUGUCGGCCACCAAAAGGCCAGGAUCCAUCUGAAAAAUCCUUAACGUCUGAAACUUCUCGCGAUGGAGCAUCAAAGGGGUCCUCGGGCCCGUAUGGUGAUGGAGGAAAAGAUAGUAUGGACAACUAUUGGAAAAUUCUCGCAGCUGUCCUUGCAGCUUUAGGUCUAGGUGGUCUGGCAUGGUGGUUACUUAGGCGCCGUCCUACAUCGCAAGUUUCUGAAAGCGGACCUACCCUUUUGAGAUCCUCAGACUUACCAAAGCAUGUACCAUAUUUACUUAUAGGUGGCGGCACUGCAGCCUUUUCAGCGUUUCGCGCAAUUAAAGCUAAUGAUGCUAAAGCGAAGGUUUUGAUGAUUACAGAUGAAUAUCGAAAACCAUAUAUGCGGCCACCUCUCUCUAAAGAGCUUUGGUAUUCGGCUGGACCGUCAGAAGUGACUAAAGAUUAUCGUUUUAAACAGUGGACGGGGACGGAGAGAAGUUUGUUUUUUGAACCGGAAGAAUUUUUCAUUUCUCCUACGAAAUUGAUGGACAAUCCGAACGGUGGCAUUGCAGUGGCCCAUGGUUUUACUGUAAAAAAAGUUGAUCCUAGUAGCAAAAAGGUUAUUCUUACUGAUGGUUAUGAAAUAUUUUAUGACGAAUGUCUUAUAGCCACAGGAUGCAGUCCGAAAAAUUUGCCUAUAUUCUUGGAUGCGCCUUCACCUAUUAAAGAGAAAGUUAUGUUAUACCGUACACCCGACGAUUUUGAAAAAUUAAAACGUUAUGUAGAUGCAAAAAAAAAUGUAACCAUUAUUGGUAACGGCUUCAUAGGCAGUGAAUUAGCUUGUUCAUUGGCAAAUUACAGGAAAUCUGCGGGAUCACGCAUUUUCCAAAUAUUUCCCGAGUCUGGUAAUAUGUCUAAAGUUUUGCCGGAUUACCUGAGCAAAUGGACUAUGCAGAAAGUGGAGUCGCAAGGUGUGUGCGUGCUGCCAAAUGCUUCCGUAGUGGAUAUCAAACGGGAUAAUUGCUCACUAAAGUUAAUACUUAGCACGGGGGACACUAUUAUAACUGAUGUGGUAUGUGUGUGUGUAGGUUGUGAGGCGAACAUAAACAUAGCCAAAUCAUCCGGUUUAGAAGUAGAUAGAAUGCUGGGUGGUUUUGUUGUGAAUGCGGAACUUGAGGCCCGGCGGAACCUUUUUGUAGCUGGAGAUGCAUCGUGCUUCUACGAUCCUCUUCUUGGCAGAAGGCGUGUUGAACAUCACGACCAUUCCAUCGUAUCGGGACGCUUGGCUGGCGAGAAUAUGGUAGGCAAAAAAAACGCCUACAUACACCAAAGUAUGUUCUGGUCAGACUUGGGACCCGAAAUCGGUUACGAAGGUAUUGGUCUAGUUGAUUCGUCAUUGCCAACUGUCGGUGUAUUCGCUUUGCCUAAUAAAGUAGAUAGGAGAACGGAUAAUUUAACGGAAUCUCGCGAAAAAGAAGUCGAAAAACCUUUGAACGAGAAGGAUUUACCUGAUGUAAAAUGCGAUAUUGAUAAUGCGGAUAAUUACGGACGUGGGGUGAUAUUCUAUCUGAAGGAAGACAAAAUUGUGGGUAUUUUACUUUGGAAUCUUUUCAACCGUAUCGGCUUAGCCCGAACGAUUAUUAACCAGAACCGGAUUUACGACGAUUUGAAUGAGGUCGCGAAACUCUUCGAAAUUCAUUCGUAGAAUUAAUGUAAAUUUUUAUUGUAAAAUGUACUCUGAUUAGAUAGAAAUGUUUUUAUUCUGUUUGUUAGUUAAUGCUUGCGAUAAAAUUGAGAACGUGUUGUUAAUUCAAGAAAAACAUACAGACUAUCCAUUUUUCGUUUGGAUAUUGUCAGUGUGUGUGCGUCAUGGCUGUACAUUCAUUAUUUGUAAAUUCUAAAUAAAUUUUAUUAUUUAGUUUUCUAAA
Messenger RNA from Glossina fuscipes, 2569 nucleotides. It is a transcript of the gene AIF, whose product is annotated as putative apoptosis-inducing factor 1, mitochondrial. Lineage: Eukaryota; Metazoa; Arthropoda; Insecta; Diptera; Glossinidae. The record is from RefSeq and is a predicted model, not a curated record. The transcript is spliced from 8 exons. Gene Ontology annotation, molecular function: NAD(P)H oxidase H2O2-forming activity; protein dimerization activity; FAD binding. Gene Ontology annotation, biological process: apoptotic process; mitochondrial respiratory chain complex assembly. The coding region runs from base 112 to 2346 and encodes 744 amino acids. Gene Ontology annotation, cellular component: cytoplasm; mitochondrion.